CUGCUUCAAAAUCCUUGAUCCGCCAUGAAACUGACCUGCUUGGCCUCUCCCGGCAGCGGCGGCGGUUACCAUGCACCAGCGAGCCACUUGCUGGAGCUGGAAGGGCUUCGCCUCCUGCUCGACUGCCCCGUCGAUCUCUCGUGCCUCGCUGCAUUUGCCCCGGUGCCCCUCGACGCGGGAUCCGGUGAUGCAGGGGACCUCAUCUGCGCAGUGCCGUACUACUGGUCACCAGCGGUGGCUGCAGCUGCCAAAGCAGGUGGCGUGGAUGCCGUGCUCGUGUCAUCUGCCACGGGGAUGCUUGGGCUACCCUUCCUCACCCGGCUCCCCAGCUUCGCGAACACAAAGGUUUAUGUUACAGAGGUAGCUUCAAAGAUUGGAAAGCUAAUGAUGGCGGAGCUGGUGGAGAUGCACUCUCAGUUUGUAAGCUUCUAUGGACCUGAUAUGGAUGGGAUACCCAAGUGGAUGGAAGGGGAGAAACAAAGUAAACUCAUGUCAAUGUUGCAGAAGAUAGGGAUUGAAGAUGAGCGGAAUGAUUUAUCUCCUCUAAUGCCUCUGUACAGUGCAGCAAACAUAGAAGAAUGCAUGCAGAAAAUCCAGCCUAUCAAAUACGGUCAGGAGGUUUGCUUCAAUGGCAUGUUGAUGCUGAAAGCCUCUAGUUCUGGCCUGGAGCUUGGCAAUUGUGCCUGGUCAUUAGAAGGUCCAAGAGCAAGUAUUACCUACUUGCCAAGCACAGUGUUUGUGUCAGCCCAUGCCUUAGAUUGUGACUAUAACUCGCUGAAGGAAAAUGAUGUUAUUUUGUUUUCGGAUUUCUCAUCCUUUAAUGUCAUGGAUGAGGAUGAUGAGAAUCUGGGUGAGAAUGCAAUGCUUUGUGAUGACUCAGUGUCAAGGGAUGAUGGUGUUGGUGAGGAUGAAAACGUCCAGACCCUGUGUAAGAAUGAUGACAUUGCAGAGGAGAUUGAGAGAAUCAGCUUCAUAUGUUCAUCUAUAAUAGAUGCGAUAAAAUCUGGAGGUUCUGUUUUAGUACCAAUAGAACGACUUGGUGUUAUUCUCUUAAUCUUGGAGCUUAUGUCAGAAACUCUACAUUCUUUCGACGUGAAGGUACCUAUAUUUAUCAUUUCUGGUGCAGCAGAAAAAAUGAUUGCCUUUACCAAUGCUGUGCCAGAAUGGCUAUGCAAGCCACGCCAAGAAAAGCUAUUCUCAGGAGAGGCAUUAUUUGGCCAUGUGGAGCUUUUGAAGGAAGGGAAGUUAUUUAUGUUCCCUCAUCUAUACUCAAAGGGCAUGCUGGCAGCAUGGAAGGAGCCUUGCAUUGUAUUUUGUCCAGACUUGAGCCUCAGGCAUGGCACAGUCGUCCAUUUGCUUCGUCGGUGGCAUGCAGAUAAACGAAAUCUUCUUAUUUUGGAACAAGGAGUUGAUAAUGAGUUAGCUCUUAAGCCUUUCAUGCCUGUCUCAAUCCAGAUCCUCGAGUGUUCUUUCCUUUCUGGAAUAAAGGCGUGGAAAGUUAAUCCAUUACUGACAGUUCUCAAACCGAAGCUUAUUCUGUUUCCUGAAGAAAUGAAGUUACGGUGCCCACUGAAGGAGGGCGCUCCAUGGCCAUGCCUGUAUUACUCCAAGGGCAAGACCAUCGAGGUCCCGAACACACGAGAAGAAUUCAAGGUGCGACUCGCAGCCAACGUGGCCCUUAGGUUGCAGCCUAGGCAGCUGGACGGGACUGUUGCUGUCGCUAGGUUGAGAGCAAAGCUCCAUCUCAGCAACGGACAGUAUAUGCUGGUUGCUCCCAAGGAUCAGUCUGAUGACCAAACGAAGCGGCCGUUGAUGCACUGGGGAGCUGUUGAUGCAGGCCAUGUUUUGUCGGCGUUGCGAGAGAAGGGGAUGUCAUGUGCUUUUUCUGUAGAUGAUGUUGGUUUGGUAGGUUCUGAGCGCUCUAUUUUGGUUACUAGUCCGGGAGAUGCUCUGGUGAAGAUAACGUCUGAAAAAACCGUUAUUUACUGCGAUGAUGAAGGAACAAGCAAGCAAAUUUAUGAUGCUCUCGGUAGCGUUUGUAAUGGAAUCUAAUUACGUGCUACUAUAUGAUUAUGAAAAGGAUAGAUGUGGAAUGUUAUGAUCUGGUUUUCGCAGAGAAAUUGAUGGGGAUUGGAAUGGUCUGUUGGAAAUGUAAGACCAACUAAGUUGAACAGUGAUAAUCCCUCAAACAAAAAGUUAGUUGGUCUGACGAAACACGCUUCU
Messenger RNA from Lolium rigidum, 2223 nucleotides. RefSeq names its product integrator complex subunit 9-like. Bases 25 to 2052 code for a protein of 675 amino acids. The transcript is spliced from 11 exons. Lineage: Eukaryota; Viridiplantae; Streptophyta; Magnoliopsida; Poales; Poaceae. Gene Ontology annotation, biological process: snRNA processing. The record is from RefSeq and is a predicted model, not a curated record. Gene Ontology annotation, cellular component: integrator complex.